Solanum tuberosum (potato) is the source of this 1552-nucleotide messenger RNA. RefSeq names its product DNA-repair protein XRCC1. Gene Ontology annotation, molecular function: damaged DNA binding. The transcript has 7 exons. Gene Ontology annotation, biological process: double-strand break repair via nonhomologous end joining; single strand break repair; base-excision repair. The record is from RefSeq and is a predicted model, not a curated record. Bases 215 to 1369 code for a protein of 384 amino acids. NCBI's taxonomy places the organism in Eukaryota, Viridiplantae, Streptophyta, Magnoliopsida, Solanales, Solanaceae.
AUGAAAAUCCAUACUGAUUUUUGUUGGAGUAAAUAAAAAGCUGUUAUAGUCAAAAGUGAAUGUGAUUACUCUUUCUGGAAAUAACCCUAAAAUUGUUAGCUUCUUCAUCAAUGAAGGAAAAUAUUACUGUAAAUUGAAGCAAUUUGCAUGUUCAAAUUACUUCUCACAAUCUGAAAUUUAACGAUUUCCGAUCGAUAAGCAGCGCCGUUUGAACAUGUCUGGGUCAAACGACGGUGACAAGAAUGGGAGGAAACGUAAUCUUCCUUCAUGGAUGAGUUCAAAACCCGGUUCAAGUGGUUCGGGUCAGAGUAAAUCAAAUGAUGAAGGUGAGACGACGGAGACAGCUGAGCAAGGGAAAGGCAGACGCAAAACCAACCAUGGCAAAACACUUCCCGACGAAGCUGAGAACGAAGCACAUUUUUCAAAUUUCUCAAAACUUAUGGAAGGGGUUGUAUUUGUCCUAUCAGGUUUUGUCAAUCCCGAGCGUGGUACAUUAAGGUCCCAGGCUUUAGAAAUGGGAGCCAAGUAUCAACCUGAUUGGAACUCGGAAUCCACACUCUUGAUCUGUGCAUUUUCCAAUACACCAAAGUUUCGUCAAGUUGAAGCAGAUAAUGGAACAAUUGUAUCGAAGGAGUGGAUAACAGAGUGUUACAAACAACAAAAACUUGUUGAAAUUGAAACUUAUCUUAUGCAUGCUGGCAAGCCAUGGAAACGUCAAAGUGUCUCUCAUGAAUCCAGCCAAGAUCAAAAACCAUCAACAUCAAGAAAAUCUCAAACAAGAGGAGAGAAAAGUUCACCUUUUAAGACAACUACUGCUCCUUCAUCUGAGGAGGUACAUUCUGAUAAAGUAAAAGAUGGCUUCUCUCCAUAUAAAGUGAAAAAAUGGGCUAUAGAUGAUCUUAACCGGACAAUUUCAUGGCUGGAGAAUCAAGAUGAAAGGCCAGAACCCCAUGAGAUGAAGAAAAUAGCUGCUGAGGGAAUUCUAACCUGUUUACAGGAUGCCAUAGAUUCUCUUAAUCAAGGGCAGGAUAUGCGUCAAAUAACUGAACAGUGGGAAUGCAUCCCUCGUGCCGUUGAGGAGCUGGCAAAGUUUGAUGGUAGUUGUGUUGGUUCAGCUACAAUGCACAAGGAUCUUUGCAAACAAGCUGCGACCUGUAAACAAAUUUAUGAGCUGGAGUACAGAAAUAGAGAAGACGAUGAGCUUUCGAAGAAGAAAGAGCAGCAGACUCGUGUAAGUGGAAAGGCUGGUGGCGCUGCCAAAGAUGCUGCUGCAUAUGACAGUGAUGAUACUGUUGAGAUGACAGAAGAGGAAAUUAACCAUGCUUAUAAUGCCGUAGCAUCUACGGUUAGAAACACUAAGCGAGUGUAAAACUGGGAGGUAGAAACACUAAUCUUCAAUUCCUUUUAGCCUGUGAAUGGAGGAAGAAGAUGAUAAUUUUAUAUUUGAACUAAGUAUCGACAUCCAAGAGUUGUCAUCUGUCACUAACCUGUUAUAAAAAAGUAUACAAAAACCCAAUUACAUACUCUGGGCUGGAUCUUCCAUCUUUUUUGA